Labeo rohita (rohu) is the source of this 1806-nucleotide messenger RNA. It is a transcript of the gene cnih1, whose product is annotated as cornichon family AMPA receptor auxiliary protein 1. Lineage: Eukaryota; Metazoa; Chordata; Actinopteri; Cypriniformes; Cyprinidae. The record is from RefSeq and is a predicted model, not a curated record. Gene Ontology annotation, biological process: vesicle-mediated transport. The transcript has 5 exons. The coding region runs from base 76 to 510 and encodes 144 amino acids.
UCUCCAGUCACGUGACUUACAGCUGUCUCAACGUCACAGCAGUCGUCGGUCUGGAUAAUUCCACAUGAGCGAAAAAUGGCGUUCACAUUCGCGGCCUUUUGUUAUAUGCUGGCGCUACUGCUGACAGCGGCGCUUAUUUUCUUCGCUAUUUGGCAUAUAAUUGCGUUUGAUGAGCUGAAGACUGACUAUAAGAAUCCUAUAGACCAAUGUAACACGUUAAACCCGCUCGUCUUGCCGGAGUACCUCAUCCAUGUGUUCUUCUGUGUAAUGUUCCUGUGUGCCGCAGAAUGGCUGACUCUUGGACUCAACAUGCCCCUGCUGGCCUAUCACGUCUGGAGGUAUAUGAGCCGCCCUGUGAUGAGUGGACCUGGAUUGUAUGACCCCACUACAAUAAUGAACGCAGAUAUUCUGGCAUACUGUCAGAAGGAGGGCUGGUGCAAACUUGCAUUCUACCUUCUCUCAUUCUUCUACUAUCUUUAUGGAAUGAUCUAUGUUUUGGUGAGCUCCUAAACCGGAUACAGCUGGAAAGCGUAUAUGGAAGCGUUUGAGAUGCUGAUUUUAAAACCCAGAUGGAGCUGAAUUUGGACUCGGCCAUCUCUCUCAGUUCUGCCUGGCUGUUUCAAAAGGACAUUGACUUUAUUUACUCCUCAUUGGCCAAGAACGAACCAGGACAAAAGCAGCCUGCACAACUCCAGAACCACACAUGCAAAAAUAAAUGAUUCUUCAGUACAACCUGUUUAGACUUACACACACACACAUACAUAUGAACGCCACACCAAUGCCAAAGCACUUCACACACUGAAAGCAUCAGUAGAUGAGAUGAAACAGUUUACAUAGACCAGAUUGCAUCCAAAGCAGAGGCACAAGGACUUCAACACUAUACCACUGAGGGAUAUGUGCAAAGAUUUUACUCUUAGUUUUUCAAACUGUGGGACAAAAUAUAGAUCUUGAUUGUAGCAUUUUUACAGACUUAUUUUAUCUUAACUAUAUUACUGCCUUGUAGCUCAGUCAGUUCUUUAAUUUGUCCUUCAGAGUCAUGAGCUGCUUUGGUGGUUCAUGAUCUUUCAGGUCCAUGUUUUUGAGCUCAUGCUGGUGGUCUGCUUCAUGUUGAUGGCUCUUAUCAGAUGAAUGCUCCAUUUCAAGUGUGUUGAAACCACAGUUUACUGUCUUGGUAGCAAAUGAGGACUGAUGCUUUCAGUGUGUUGAAGGCUUUAUUUCGCUCAUACACCCUGGAAAUACUCCACAUGUACUUUUUUUUUUGCUUUUAAAUUUUUUUUGUGUGCAUUUUGUAUUUCUAAGUGUAAUUGUUUUCCAAUUUUGUUUUACUUCCUUCCGUUUUUGUGAGAUGAGUGUGGACACUAUUUUGGUUUGUUGCUGGCAUGUACUCAGUGUGCCAAGAUGCCUUUUUUUUUUUUUUUUUUUUUUUUUUAAAUAGUCUGUCAGUAAUCACAGACUGAGGAUUCAGUCCUGAGAUUAUGCUGUAGAGUUUGCAUUUUGAUUGAGAGCAGAGCUGUGUGAAAGGAUUCACCACCACAGCGACAGUUGUUUGUAAUCACCAAGCUGGACCACCAAGGUGAUAUUCAGUGUAAUAGGUAAUAGGUUAUUUUUGAUUUCCGUAUUUGAUUUUUCCCUGUGAUUGUUUUAGAUUUUAUUUUGCUUUUUUCCCCCGUGUGUGUGAAUCCAGUUUGAUGUGUGUUUGAAUGUUAUAAAGUCUUGCAAGAGCUGUAGUAACUUUUUUUCCCCUCUUUCUUUUUGGCUUGUAAUAUUGCUUUAAAAUUCCAAAUAAAGCCCCCCAUAGACAAAUCA